This is a messenger RNA of Plasmodium knowlesi strain H, 5631 nucleotides long. Its product is annotated as SICAvar, type I. NCBI's taxonomy places the organism in Eukaryota, Apicomplexa, Aconoidasida, Haemosporida, Plasmodiidae. The record is from RefSeq and is a predicted model, not a curated record. The coding region runs from base 1 to 5631 and encodes 1876 amino acids. The transcript has 11 exons.
AUGAAAAACAGCAAAAAACAAUUAUGUGAUCGACUGAAAUGUGCAGAACAACAUUGGAAAUUGAAUAACGCGCAGACAACGGGGCAAUCGCAAGGAAGCAGCGGCACGAAGGACUUCUGGAAAGAAGAAGUCAAGGGGAAGCUGGACAGUCUCUUUAAUGGGACGACUACUACUGGUAGCAGUAGCACCACUGUUGCCGAUUGCAACAGCGGAAACCUAAAUAAUGCAAAUAAAGCAGCAUGCGAAUACAUGGCAAAAUUUUUGCAUCACAUGUACACAAACACAAAUGGCAAUGACAAAUAUUCUGAUCAAAUGAUAAAAUGUGUUCUUUUAAAAGAAUAUGCUAAAAAAUUAAAUGAACAAGCAAAAUUAAAAGGAUAUUGUGACAUGAAGACGGGAAUGGAAUAUGCUUUCAAACAGAGUGGAACUAUUAUGACUUCGUCAGGUCAAUGCGGAAAUGGUGCCCAGGAUGCUAAUUGUUUUGAGUGUAAAUGGAACGAUAAUGACGAACUUAAAGAUUGCUCCAUUCCCAAUGGCACCCUAGAAGAAAAUGUAAAGAAGAAAGUGGAUGAAUUGUUCCCGCAGAACAAACAAACGCAGGACGACGAAAUACAGAAAACUUUGGCUAACUUCAAUGAGAAAAAUAAGUUAUGUGAAUGGGUAAAAUGUGCCGCAAAGCGAUGGGAAGAGAAAAACGGCGGGAGUGGAAAGCAGAAUUUUUGGGACACCUAUGUCAAGGGGAAGCUGGAAAAACUUCUUUCUGAUACGACUACUAGUAAUGGUGGCACCGCAGGUGCCAAUUGCGACAGCGACGAUUCCCUAGAUAGUGCAAAUAAAGAAGCUUGCAAACUGUUUACUGCUAAAUUAGAACAUAUGUACAAAAAUGGGAGUGGUGGUCCUAACCAAUAUUCUGAUCAAAUUAUAAAUUGUCUUUUAUUGAAAGCUUAUGCUGAAGAAUUUAAAAAAAAAGCAGAAGAGAAAGGGUAUUGUAGUAUAGAAGGUGGUUUAAGCAAAGCUUUUGAAAAAAGUAAAGAAAUUAUGAAGACUGCGUCAGGUAAAUGCGGAACUGAUCCUAAUGACAAUAAAUGUUUUGAAUGUAAAUGGGACAUCACCACUAAGGACGGAUUUGAGAAUUGCCUCAUUGACGGCACCUCUAAGGAAGUAAAGGACAAAGUGGUUGAAUUGUUCAAAGAAAACAAACAAACGAAGGAGGACGAAGUACAUAAAACCUUAACUGAUUUUAAUAAUAAAAACCCCCUCUGUGAGCGUCUCCAAUGUUUAGCAGCUAAAGGACAAGCACAAAACGGCAACGAUGAAUUCUGGACGACGGAUGUUAAGGAAUUGUGGGAAGAACUGGUAAAGGAAAUGAAGAAGAAUGGCGGAACAGGGGAGACGCAAUGUGAUAACAUGAAAGAUGCAACUCCAUCUGAAAAGAAGGCAUGUAACUUUCUGCAUGCGGGCUUAAACCAACUGUACAAUAAUACGGGGAUGGCGGCGUCGAGGACGCCGUCGUCGUCAGUCAACGGCAAACUUUUGUCCAACCCAUCGUUGAGACAAACGAUGGGUUGCUUUUUACUUCAUUAUUAUGCAAAACAUAUGAAGGAAAAGGCAAUGUGUGAGAUUGAUGCUGGUAUAAACAAAGCUUUCAGUUUGUGGCAGGACCCCAGUAAGAAAUCACCUUCCACUUGCCUGAAUGGUGCCAAUGGCAAGGGACCUUGUGUCCCUUGCCAUUGGAACAAAGACAUCCUUGAAAGUUGCAAAAUUGACACAAAUGGCACAGCUGGCAGCACAGUACAAACGGAAGUAAAGAAUAAAUUGGAUAAAGUGGUCACGAAGGACGACGACAACAUAAAAGAAAUGGCGGAAGUCGUAAAUAAUAUGAAAUUAUGUCAACGUGCCCAAUGUAUAUCUGAAAGAUGGUUAAAGAGCCAAGGGAAAGGAAACAAUGGCAAACCUCUGACAAAAGAAGACUGGAAGGAUGUGUGGACGGAAGUCGGAAAGGAAUUCACCGAACUGGGCACUAAAAUAUCUGCUCAUAAAGAAGACUCAACUGUCAAGGGCAUUUGCACUAUGGAUGAGAAGGGAGGAAAGGAUGCUUGCCUCCUUAUAGCAGCAGGAUUAAAAGACCUCUACGAAAUUAACGAUAACGACCCCGCUACGGCAUCGUUCAAAAGAACGAUGCGUUGUGUUCUAUUAAAUGCCAUUGCAGAUAAAAUGAAGGACGAUCUGCCAUGUAACGUUGAAAGGAGUGUUAAGGCAGGGAUUGAGGAGGCAUUUAAGAAGAGUGGUGAUAUUAUGACCGCAGGUAAAGGUUGCCAGAAUGGUAAUGUUACGUGUUUUAAGUGUGAAAGGGUACCCUUGAGGAAUCUCGUACUUUGUAGCCUAGACUCCGAGAGAAAUACUCAGAAUCUAAAGAAGAAGAUAGAAGAUGAUUUGCUUAAGGAAGGCGAAAACACAGAAAUGACGAAAAUUAAGGCCCAAGCAGUGAAGGACAUAUGUAAACCGUGUGAUCAGACGAACUUAUGUGAUAAGCUUAAGUGUAUUGCGCCUAAAUGGGCAGUGAAUAAGUUUCUAGGGUCAAACGAUGGUACUUGGAAUAAUAUGCAGAAUGACUUCACGACGCAGUUAACGAAUUUGCUGAAUAACAUGAAGGACGAGAAAAAUCAGACUGCUGCUGCGGGCCAUUGCAACAACGCCAAUUGGAAGGAUAACGACGCUCAUGGCGCUGCUAACAGAGAAGCCUGCAAGCUGGUUGCAGCAGGGCUGCAGCAUAUUUCGAAAAUUCAGGAAAAUCACUCCACGGGUCAGCAUACCCCCUACGAUAACCAAGAGUUCAAACAAGUCGUUUCCUGUUUUAUGUUAAACGCUGUCGUACAAAAAAUGAAAGAAGUCAGCAAAAUUUGUGACAUAGACCAAGGGAUUAGGGUCGCUUUUCUAAAGGCAGUGGACAUUAAAGACACUCAUUGCAAGAAUGAUAAACCUUGCAUUGUUUGCAAAUUGGACGACAAAUAUGAUGCGUGCUCCUUUGACAAAAACAAAGCGGACAAUGUAAAGGACAAAUUGGAUUCAUUACUCACAGAGAAGGGAGACGACGUCAAUGGAACCCUCAAGGAAUUACUUAAAACAGACCAAAAAGAUGCAUCCUUAUGUUCUCGUCUCCAAUGUUUAGCAUCUCGAGUUCAGAUGGCCCAUGGCAAGAACAGUGCGGACGAUUUCUGGGGGAAGGAAGGCGGCGAAGUCGCCAACUUAUGGAAAGAAUUGUCACAAGCAAUGACGAAUAAUGGAAUGAACGGAGGUGAUUGUGAGACAAUGGUAGAUGGCACUGCCACGAGCACCACUAGACCUGCUACUGACCCUGAAAAGAAGGCAUGCCAACAUCUUACAGCAGGUUUCAACAAACUAAAAGAAAAUCCAAAGAAUGGAACUCCAACCUACACCAUCUUGAAGGACAACCCACUGUUGAGACAAACAGUGGGUUGUUUACUUCUUAAAGAAUAUGCAAAGAAAAUGAAAGACAAAUCAAAAUGUGUUAUCGAAUCUGGAAUAAAAAAAGCUUUUGGCUCAUGGGGUCAAAUUCCUAAUGGACCAUGCACGGGCAAUAGCCCUUGCAUUGAAUGUAAAUGGGAAGACACUAUUGAUAGUUGCACCGUGGCGGCUGGCACAGCCGGCACGGAGAAAAUAAAAGAAAAAGUUAAUACAAUACUUCCAGACAAUGAUGGCACCUUGACUACCACCAUGAAGGACAUAAACGAAACAGAUUCUUUAUGUGCCAAACUGCAAUGUGCCGCACCCAAAUGGUUCCAAAACCAAAUGAACGGUACUAGUGGUACUCCUACUACUAAGAAGGAUUGGUGUGACUUUUGGGAUACGACUGUUAAAGGCGAACUUCUGAAUAUGUUCAAAAUAAUUCAGACGAAUGGAAAUGACACAUCAAAGACCAAGCAUAAUACUACAUGCCAAAGCUUUGGUGAUGGUAAUCCACUUAGUGUUGAAAGAAAAGCAUGUAAUCAUAUCGCGGAGGGACUAAAAUACAUUUCUGAAGUUCAAGGUGUCGCCAACGGCGGCACCCCGAAUUCAACUUUUCAGGCUGAUGAUAAGUUCUUUAAACAAACUAUGAUGUGCGCAGCACUUAACCUUUACGCAACUAAAAUAGGAGAUGAGUCGAAAGAGAAAUGUCCCAUUGAUGAAUCUAAAAUAAAUGAAAUGUUCACUAAUUGGAAUCAAAAUCAUAAUUCUCCGUGUUCUGGUAGUGGUGCUAAUAAUAAUGUUUGUUUUAAAUGCACAAGACAACCAAACUUUAGUAGUUGCGAACUUAGUGUUGACAGCUCUUUGAUUAGUACAACACCAUCAACACAAAGUGGACAUAAUUGCAAUUCUAACACCGACAGAGAUAAUGUCCAAGACGAAAUGAAAAAACUCCUCAAUGAAGACCAAUCCAACCUCAACUCCAUUAAAUCCAACAUAACGAACACCUUAUCUACUAUCACUGAAAUGAAAUCUUCUUUCUGUACUCAACUCCAAUGCGCCAUUAAAAAAAAACUGAAGAACGAAGUGAAACUUCCAAAUGGAACACCACCAUCUUGGGAAAACAUCGAAAGUGACGCCACGAAGGAAUUAACUGCACUUUUAAAAGAUAUGAACGACCCCAAAAAGCAGUCGGCUGCUGCCCAAUACUGCAAUGACGCCAACGUCGCAUGGAAUACUAAGGGCCAUACAGAAAGGCGAACAAAUAAAGCAGCUUGUUUACUUUUUGCUGCAGGAUUAAAGCACAUUUAUAACCAGCAGAAGGGCCAUGUUAAUGGCCCAUCGUUUGGACAAACGAUGGGUUGUUUAUUUCUUAAAGAAUAUGCAAAACAAUUAAAACAAGUGGCAAACGAGGAGAAAAAAGGAUAUAGUUGGGUACAUCCUCUUUGUGACAUAGAUAAGGGCAUAGAACAUGCUUUUGAACAAAGUGAAAGCAUUAUGAAUGCAACAUCUCCAUGCAAUAAUGGUACUAAUUCUUGUUUUGUGUGCAAACAAAACGAAGGUUAUAAUAAUUGCCACAUUGGCACUGACAAUGUAAAGCAAAAAGUGGAUAAAUUGUUCAAAGACGAUUCCACGAAACAAACCCAUAUGCAACAAACUUUAGAGAAUACAGUCUGUCCCAUCCUUCUUACGGAUCUCCUUACCCCUUUUCUUCCUUUGGCUCCUGUCUCCAUUGGCCUUUCUGCUAUGGCUUAUUACCUUUGGAAGUAUUUUGGUCCUCUUGGUAAAGGAGGACCACGUUUUAGAAGAUCUCCUACUGAAAUUCCUGGUCCAUCAGUACAAGAACAAGUCCUCGAUCAUGUGCAGCAAGAUAGUCCACAUGAAUAUCAAUUGGUGAAGGAACGAAAACCUCGUUCUGCUCCAACAAGAACGAAACGUUCUGGUCGCGUGAAUCGUCGAACGAUUAUUGAAAUUCAUUUUGAAGUGUUGGAUGAAUGUCAAAAAGGGGACACACAAUUGAACCAGAAGGAUUUUCUGGAACUUUUGGUUCAAGAGUUCAUGGGAUCCGAAUUUAUGAAAGAAGAACAGGUUCCUAAGGAAGAAGUUCUUAUGGAAAAUGUUCCAAUGGAAGGUGUUCCAAGUUUAGCUUCCGGGUUUAUGGUUUAG